CAUGCGGAUCCGCCCCUGCGUUUUACGCGCUUCGCUCUCGCUUUCACCACUCGACGGCUGUGUGUGGGGCUCGUUAUCUCCGAAGAGUUCGCCGGCGAGGAUGGAGCCGGACGAGGUCGAGGCGGCCUCGAAAUCGGGGGCGAGUGUGCGAAACGACAAGAACGCCGUCAUCGACUACGACGAAGACAGAGUAAGUUGCACGAGAUGACGGCGUCUUAUUCCGAAAUAUCGUUCGAUUCGCAAUCCUCGCCACCCAUCUCGGAACUGAGAUCGCUCAUUGACUCGCCGGACUUUGACAGCGGAAAGUAUCUGGAUGACAAUUUAGAGAGGGUAGGAGGUGCCGGCCACAGACCGGAUCAGCUGGAUCUGAGAAGUAGGGGCUGCAGUCCGGCGGAAGGCGACGAUCUCGACCCGCCGAGCUACCAUAAAGCUAUGGGUUACCUGCAGCUGGAGGGAAGGGUAAUGCAGGACGGGGAUAUGGUGCUGUUUGUGACGGAGGACCUGGAGAACAAGAUCAAAUUGUCCAGUCCUGUGACCAAGAAGGGCGACACUCCGUCGUUCCCGGGAUCUCGCAGCUCGACCCCGUGCUUGUACAGGCAGGCCUUGACUCCGCAACUACCACCCCUCGAUCACAAUGUAUUGAACGAAUUAGAGAUGGAGGCAAGAAAGGUGGCAACCUCCGUGGACGCGCUCACUGAAAAUCUGGCCGCAAUUUUGCAAAACGCGUCGGCCCUCACUGUUGGUUGUUUAGAAACGUACAGAGAUGCAGUGUGCAAGACAUGCGACGCUGUGGAUCAUAAUAUAAAGUCGAUGUAUCAACUGAUGGCUAAAUGCGAGGAGCUAUCCAAGUCCAUGGGACCAAUUUAUAAGUUAGCGGAGCAGAUCAAAGAGAUGAAGAGAAUGCUGGAGCUGUUUGAAAGCGCAAUGAAUUUGUAAAGCUAUAGAAGGAGACAGGUGCUGCAAGCUCAUUACGCGAUCACAAUUAAUCACACUAUCACGCGCUUGUAGGCGUUUAUGAUGAGAUGCAGUAGUCAGGCGUUAAUUUGCUAUGUUUUAAAGUAUAUGUUGAUGUAUUAUACGACAAAUGGGAUUAUCUUGCCUUUUUGGAAAGUACGUGUGCGAAUGUACGAGUGUGCGCCCAUAUGCGCGUGAUUUUAGUUAAAGUUUUAUUGUGAUCGGCGUAUGAGACUUUAUUGAAUUAAAUAAUAUAUAUAUAAUUUAAAAAAUGCUGACUGUUAAAGAAUAGUUUCAUAGUGCAAUUAUCGUUAGGUCGUACGUUUUAAUUUAUACAAGUUGUGCAAUAUUAUUAGUUCCUAUAAUUAUUUUGUAUAUAUGUUGAAGAAAAGGGUUGUUAAAUGAAAAGCAAUCGAUUCAACUCUGUUAUUCUCAUUUGAGAAACAAAUAAUUCAUGUAGUACAAUUUUUAUUCGUACCCUCCGGGGUGCGUAAAAUUGUAACUUGUUGAAAACAAGGAUUGAGAUUCUACGAAAAAAUAAAAUGAAAAGAAAUAACGCGACAA
Molecule: messenger RNA, 1518 nt
Organism: Vollenhovia emeryi
Lineage: Eukaryota; Metazoa; Arthropoda; Insecta; Hymenoptera; Formicidae
Gene: BORCS6
Exons: 4
Coding region: 205-936 (243 amino acids)
Biological process (GO): lysosome localization
Cellular component (GO): BORC complex
Source: RefSeq, a predicted model, not a curated record